CUCCAGCCAUGUCCUCCGCGCCCGCGCCCGAGAGCACGCUGCCCUACCCGCCGCUCCACAAGGACAAGAACUUCGUCGUCCUCUCCGACUGGGACGGCACAAUCACAAACUACGACUCCAAUGACUACUUGACGGACAACCUCGGCUUUGGCAAGGACAAGCGGCGCGAGGGCAACGUCGAGAUCCUCUCCGGGCGCGUCACCUUCCGCGACGCCUUCCGCGAGAUGCUCGAGAGCGUCGCCAACAACGGGCACACCUUUGACGAGUGCAAGGACGUCCUCAAGAAGAACAUCAAGCUCGACCCGGGCUUCAAGGACUUUUACCAGUACUGCAAGGCGCACGACAUCCCCGUCAUCAUCGUCUCCAGCGGCAUGGCCCCGCUCAUCCGCGCCGUCCUCUCUGCGCUCAUCGGCGACGACGAGGCGCAGGAGAUCGAGAUCAUCUCGAACGACGUCGACGUCAAGCCGGACGGCUCGUGGGCGAUCAAGUAUCGGCAUCCGACCAGCGGCUUCGGGCACGACAAGAGCCAGGCGAUCCUGCCCUACCGCCAGCUCGCGAACCCGCCCACGCUCUUCUUCUUCGGCGACGGCGUCUCAGACAUGUCCGCCGCGCGGCACGCCGACCUCCUCUUCGUCAAGGUCAAGCCCGACAGCGACAACGACCUCGCGGCCUACUGCCGCCGCGAGCGCAUCCCGCACGUCGAGUUCGGCGACUUUGCGCACGCGCUGGGCGUCGUGCGCGAGGUCGUGGAGGGCCGCGCGGGGGUGGCGCAGGUUCUCGCGCGGGGGAAGGCGGAGUGAGCAGGGGCGGAGGAGGAGCGGGGAUCGAUACGGAGGUAAAGACGCGUGCACUGCUAGAGCAGGACGGUGCCCCGGCGCCGGGGUCUCAUAGAGUCGUCGUUUCUGUCGGUGUAGGGUACUAGCACAUGCGAGGGGGUCUGGGGUCCCUGCGGUUAGUAUUACGCUGUCUCCCUCUGCGCCGUGCGUGUUUGGAGACGCGUUCCUGCUUCCGGCCCUGCACGGCGUACUACUACCAGUAUCCGAGUCUGCGCAGCCCGAACGCCCGCCCUGAUCCCCCCUCAGCAAUCACAAGAAGCUCUGUCAGCCUGACAGUCUGACCGAAGCUAUGCAAGGA
Molecule: messenger RNA, 1134 nt
Organism: Gloeophyllum trabeum ATCC 11539
Lineage: Eukaryota; Fungi; Basidiomycota; Agaricomycetes; Gloeophyllales; Gloeophyllaceae
Exons: 6
Coding region: 9-800 (263 amino acids)
Molecular function (GO): phosphatase activity
Source: RefSeq, a predicted model, not a curated record